AUGGUGGUUAGUCAGAUCUCACAACUGGCAGAGAUAAAGUUUGGCAUUCCCAAUGGUGGAGGGACCUUCGAAAACUAUCUCAACAGCCUCAAUUCAGCUCUAUCCAUCAACAUAUGGUUUGGAAGUGGACAGCAGAACAAUACUAUUUCCAACAUGGGAAGAUUCUUUCAGGGCCAAUGGAGUUGGGAUCUAAAAUGGAGAAGGAAUUUAUUUGACCAUGAACAGGAUAUAGCAGUGGAUUUCAUGCAAACAAUUAAUAAUAUUCAGAUUCAGCCUCAUCUGCAGGACACUAUGCUGUGGAAAGCUGAUUCUUCGGGUGUAUACUCCACUAAAUCAGCUUAUAGACUGCUACUAACUACUAACAGUCAGCUUCCAGAGCCCAACAUCUACAAGACAAUAUGGAAUCUGAACAUCCCCUCAAGGGCUGUGGUUUUCUCUUGGAGACUUAUCAAAGACAGAUUACCCACUAGAUACAAUCUACUUAGAAGAAAUGUAUUCAUUCCGGAUCAAGUGUGUCCACUGUGUGGUUAUUACCAAGAGGAAGCUGGCCACUUGUUCUUCAACUGUAAAUUGACCAGCGGAUUAUGGUGGGAAUCUCUGAGGUGGAGUAGGAUAGUUGGUCCACUUGCAGCUAAGCCAGCAGCUCAGAUUGCCCAAUUCUGUGAUGGUUUUGGAGGUGGGAAGAAUCAUAAAAGAUGGUGUCGAUGGUGGAUUGCAUUAUCAAGCUCAAUAUGGCAGCAUAAGAAUCUCUUGGUAUUCCAAGGCCACCGGUUUGAUCCAGCCAAAGUGAUGGAAGACGCUUUACUCCUAACAUGGUCAUGGGUAAAGACCAGAGAUAAAAAGUUCUGUACUUCGUUCAACCACUGGUCUUCAAAUCUUGGGGACUAUUUUGGUUAA
Glycine soja is the source of this 897-nucleotide messenger RNA. RefSeq lists its product as uncharacterized. The record is from RefSeq and is a predicted model, not a curated record. NCBI's taxonomy places the organism in Eukaryota, Viridiplantae, Streptophyta, Magnoliopsida, Fabales, Fabaceae. The transcript is spliced from 2 exons. Bases 1 to 897 code for a protein of 298 amino acids.